UACUUUCCUUGCUUCCUCUCACGCACUGCUUUCUCCUCCGUCUCAUCAGCAUCAAUCUCGCCCAGCAUGGCUCCACCACCCACCACCGACGCCGAAUGGUCCUCCGUGAUCUCCUCCUUCGAAAAGUCCUUGACCGUCGAUGAAUCGAAGAAGUACCCAGCUCCAGCUCCGGGUUCGCAAGAGUUCAACAAGGCGAUCGAUCACACGCUGCUGAAGCUGGACGCAACGGCAGAGCAAUUCGACAAGUUGCUGGAAGAGGCGAAGCAAGAGAAGUUCGCUACCGUCUGCGUCCGCCCACCAGAAGUCGCCAAAUGCGUCUCCUCGCUCAAAGGCACAGGUGUAGCCGUAGCCAGCGUGAUCGGCUUUCACGAGGGAACAUACUCUCUUGACCACAAGCUCUCAGAAACAACCCUCUCCCUCUCCUCCGGCGCCCUCGAACUCGACACAGUCCUGAACUACCCCUCCCUCCAAUCCGCCUCCUACACCUCCAUCUUCACCGAACUCACGGCCCUCCGCUCUGCUGCUCCCUCCCCAGUCAAGCUAAAACUCAUCCUCGAGACUUCUCAACUCGACCGCUCGCAGAUCAUCGCUGCGUCUGUGCUCGCGGGUGUAGCGGGGUAUGAUUUCAUUAAGACGUCGACGGGGUUUAAUGGACAGGGAGCUACACUGGAGAAUGUGAGGCUUAUGAGAGCUUGUUGUGAGAAGGUUGUGGAGGAUGGGUUGAGGGAGGAGAGGUUUGGGAAGAUGGAGGUCAAGGCGAGUGGAGGCGUGAGGACGCUGAAGGAUGCGGUGGAGAUGUUGGAGGCGGGCGCGAGUCGGUUGGGGACGAGUGGUGGGGUUGGGAUUGUGAGGGAGGCGAGGGAGGGAAAGGGGAGUGGUGAGGUUGUGGAUAAGGGAGCGUAUUGA
Molecule: messenger RNA, 906 nt
Organism: Zymoseptoria tritici IPO323
Lineage: Eukaryota; Fungi; Ascomycota; Dothideomycetes; Mycosphaerellales; Mycosphaerellaceae
Exons: 3
Coding region: 67-906 (279 amino acids)
Biological process (GO): deoxyribonucleotide catabolic process; carbohydrate catabolic process
Cellular component (GO): cytoplasm
Molecular function (GO): deoxyribose-phosphate aldolase activity
Source: RefSeq, a predicted model, not a curated record